This is a messenger RNA of Apodemus sylvaticus (European woodmouse), 4821 nucleotides long. It is a transcript of the gene Plekha5, whose product is annotated as pleckstrin homology domain containing A5. The transcript is spliced from 30 exons. Bases 227 to 3967 code for a protein of 1246 amino acids. Gene Ontology annotation, cellular component: cytosol. Lineage: Eukaryota; Metazoa; Chordata; Mammalia; Rodentia; Muridae. Gene Ontology annotation, molecular function: phosphatidylinositol-3-phosphate binding; protein binding; phosphatidylinositol-4-phosphate binding. The record is from RefSeq and is a predicted model, not a curated record.
CGGGCCGGCGGCCGGCCGCGGAGGAUGCCGAGGGGCGGCGACGCAGGCCGGACUCAGCCGGGGCGGCGGGGAGGGCGCCGCCCGAGGGGGUAGGGCGGCCGCGGGGGCGCGCUCGGGCCGGGCCGCGCGCCCUGCGCUCCGCUCGCUCGCUCGCUCGCGCCCUCCUUCCUCAGCGGCGGCGGCGGCGGCGGCAGCACAAGGCGGCGGCGGCGGCCGGGGAGCAGACAUGGCGGCCGACCUGAACCUGGAGUGGAUCUGCUCACUGCCGCGCUCCUGGACGUACGGGAUCACUAGGGGCGGCCGCGUCUUCUUCAUCAACGAGGAGGCCAAGAGCACCACCUGGCUGCACCCGGUCACCGGCGAGGCCGUGGUCACCGGGCACCGGCGGCAGAGCACAGAUUUACCCACUGGCUGGGAAGAAGCAUAUACGUUUGAAGGUGCAAGGUACUAUAUAAACCACAAUGAAAGGAAAGUGACCUGCAAGCAUCCAGUGACAGGGCAGCCAUCCCAGGACAAUUGUAUCUUUGUUGUGAAUGAUCAGACUGUUACAACCAUGACAUCUGAAGACAAGAAGGAGCGACCCAUAAGUCUGAUAAAUGAAGCUUCCAAUUACAACAUGGUUUCAGACUACACAGUGCAUCCUAUGAGCCCCGUGGGCAGGACAUCACGGGCCUCCAAAAAGGUUCAUAAUUUUGGGAAAAGGUCCAAUUCAAUUAAAAGGAACCCUAAUGCACCUGUGGUGAGGCGUGGCUGGCUGUAUAAGCAGGACAGCACUGGAAUGAAGCUGUGGAAGAAGCGCUGGUUCGUGCUCUCCGACCUUUGCCUUUUUUAUUACAGAGAUGAGAAGGAGGAGGGUAUUUUGGGAAGCAUCCUGUUGCCUAGUUUUCAGAUAGCCAUGCUUACUGCGGAGGACCACAUCAAUCGCAAAUAUGCUUUUAAGGCAGCCCACCCAAACAUGCGGACCUAUUACUUCUGCACCGACACAGGGAAGGAGAUGGAGCUGUGGAUGAAGGCCAUGCUUGAUGCUGCUUUGGUGCAGACCGAGCCUGUGAAAAGAAUUACCUUUAACUUCCGAGUGGACAAGAUUACAACUGAAAGUGCAUCAACUAAAGAAACCAAUAACAUUCCCAACCACAGAGUUCUCAUUAGACCGGAGGUCCAAAACAAUCAGAAGAAUAAGGAAAUAAGCAAAAUUGAAGAAAAAAGGGCCUUAGAAGCUGAAAGAUACGGAUUUCAGAAGGAUGGGCAAGAUAGACCAUUAACAAAAAUUAACAGUGUGAAGUUGAACUCCCUGCCCUCAGAGUAUGAAAGCGGGCCAGACUGCCCGCCUCAGAAUGUACACUACAGACCCGCCAAUGUCAAUAGUUCUGACGGCAAAGCAGGGAAUGUCAGCUUGGCAGAUGUCCGGGGAGGGAGUCACCCAAAUGCAGGGCCCCUCGCCACAGAGGCUGAUCGAGUCAUUCAGAGAACAAAUUCAAUGCAGCAGCUGGAGCAGUGGAUUAAAGUCCAGAAAGGACGGGGUCUUGAAGAAGAGCCCAGAGGAGUAAUUUCUUAUCAAACAUUGCCAAGGAACAUGCCAAGCCACCGAGCCCAGAUCCUGGCCCGCUACCCUGAAGGUUACCGGACACUCCCAAGAAACAGUAAGACCAGGCCCGAGAGUAUCUGCAGUGUCACCCCUUGUGGCCUUGAGAAGACAGGGCCUGGAGCGGAGGAGAAGCGGCGGUCCAUGAGGGACGACACCAUGUGGCAGCUGUACGAGUGGCAGCAGCGGCAGUUUUUCCACAAGCAGAGCACCCUCCCUCGGCACAGCAGCCUGGGCAGCCCGAAGGCCAUGGUGAGGGGGUCUGAGCAGACCAUGCCCUCCAUUCCCACAUCACCUUCCCACGGGUUAGCAGCUGCUGCUUACCAGGGCUUCUCCCCUCAGCGGACAUACAGGUCAGAGGUGUCCUCACCAAUCCAAAGAGGAGAUGUGACGAUAGACCGCAGGAGCAGGCCCCACCACCCCAAGCAUGUCUAUGUACCUGACAGGAGGUCAAUGCCAGCCGGCCUAACCUUUCAGGCUGUUAGUCCUCAGAGCCUCCAAGGCAGAACGCCAGAGGAGCUUACGUUGCUGCUCAUAAAGCUGCGGCGGCAGCAGGCAGAGCUGAGUAGCAUCCGGGAGCACACCUUAGCACAGCUCAUGCAGCUCAAACUCGAGGCCCACAGCCCAAAGAAUGAAAUUCUUUCACAUCAUCUCCAAAGGAACACCAUUUAUUUGGAUCAUCAGCUGUCACAAGAUGAAUGUAGAGGCACAUUGUACAAGUACAGACCUGAAGAAGUAGAUAUUGAUGCCAAAUUAAGCAGAUUGUGUGAGCAGGACAAAGUGGUCCGUGCGUUGGAGGAGAAGCUGCAGCAGCUACACAAGGAAAAGUACACGCUCGAGCAAGCCUUGCUGUCAGCCAGCCAGGAGAUAGAGAUGAACGCAGACAACCCAGCUGCCAUUCAAACUGUGGUGCUGCAGAGGGACGACCUGCAGAACGGCCUGCUAAGCACGUGUCGGGAGCUGUCCCGAGCCACUGCUGAACUGGAGCGAGCCUGGAGAGAGUAUGACAAGUUAGAAUACGAUGUGACUGUCACCAGGAACCAGAUGCAGGACCAGCUUGACCGCCUCGGAGAAGUGCAGAGUGAGUCGGCAGGAAUUCAACGGGCACAGAUUCAGAAAGAACUGUGGAGAAUUCAAGAUGUCAUGGAGGGGCUGAGCACGCACAGACAGCAGAGAGGCUCUUCAGAAGCAGGUCUGGCGGGAUCAAAGCCCUUCUCAUCAGUUAAGUUCAAGAGCGAGGAAGAGGAAGUAGUCCCACCUCGGCCUCCACUUCCUCGGUCUUAUGACUGUACAGAGCAGCCUCCCAUAGUCCCCCCUCUGCCCAGUGAUAGCAGCUCCUUGCUCUGUUAUAGCAGGGGCCCCGUGCAUCUGCCUGAAGAAAAGAAGAUUCACCAAGCCCAAGGAUAUCCAAGAAAUGGAUCUCACUGUGGUCCAGAUUAUAGACUCUACAAGAGUGAGCCAGAGUUAACCACAGUGGCAGAAGUUGACGAAUCUAAUGGAGAAGAAAAACCAGAGCCAGUUUCUGAAACGGAAGCUCCCGUCAUUAAAGGUUCCCACUUUCCAGUCGGAGUUCCUGUAAGAACAAAGUCACCUACCCCGGAGUCCUCCACAAUAGCUUCCUAUGUGACCUUGAGGAAGACCAAGAAGAUGGUGGAGCUCAGAACGGAAAGACCAAGAAGUGCCGUGGAACAGCUGUGUCUGGCUGAGAGUGCUCGACCGAGGAUGACUGUGGAGGAGCAGCUAGAGAGGAUCAGGAGGCACCAGCAGGCCUGCCUGAGAGAGAAGAAGAAGGGGCUGACCGUCCUGAGUGCUUCCGACCCGCCUCCCUCGCAGAGUCCUUCCGACGUGAGGGACAGUCCUCUCAGGGUUGCUCAGACUCUAAGGAGGGGUGAGAACAGUAAGGAGCUAGACACCGUCCACAGAGAAGACGAUGCAAAGCCAGAAUGUGAGACUCCAGCCGCAGAAUCUGCUCUCCUUGAAGAAGCUGAGCCCCAGAAUACAGACAUCAGCAGGAAGGUCAAAGUUCAGCUAAAAAGAACUGAAAGUAUUUUUUAUGAAAUGCUUUACACACCUGAACCAAAUGGAAUGGCUUCUGAGGACGUGCUGGCUAAGGAAAGGCAUAAAGAGCAGGCGCAUGCAGAGGGGUCAUGCAGCCCUCAGGAAGAGGCAGCCAUGACAAACCAUGAGGCAAAAGCCCCGCCUGAAGAAGCAGAGAGUCUUCGUGAAGAGGAGGAAAGUCUCGCUUCCUAUGAGCCAGCUCCUGAGAGUCCUAGAGAGAGUCAGACCACAGUGAAAAGUCUGUCUCCGUCUCCUGACUCCUCCACGGCAGCAGACCCGCCCACUCCGCCACAGCUCCCAGAAGGAUCGCAUUUCAUGUGUGUGUAGUCUCAGAACUGCACUGACGUCUGUUGAGAGCACACAGAGCUGAACCUGUGGACCUCAGUGGUGUAAGAAGAUGCACAGUAUACCUUAAAUCUAUGAAAUUCAUAGUUCAGAUGCUUCUGACCACAGAGCAUCAUUUUAUCACCUUUGGAAAAUGUUUAUUCCAAAAUAGCUUUAAUGGCCCGUAUGUGCACUCCGUAGUGUCCAGGUCACUGUCCUCCGCCGGCUUGCUGCCGUGAGUUCAGAGCGUGUCAGUCAGUCGGGUGCUUUCUCCCUCGCUCCACUCCACUCCGCUCCUCAGAGCUUGCGUGGUUGCAGUUCCCAGGUCUGAUGCUUGAGUCUCAGUGACCUGGGGUUUCUUUUGCUUUCAGGGAGGCUGCACUUCCUGGGCGUGCUCUUCCCUUCUCUUCUUCCCAUUUCGGCUUCUGCAGUGCUUCAUUUGACACUUGAUUUGUAAAAAUUUUAUAUAAAUAUAUUUAAAAUGUGCCACUUUAUCACUGCUUAGUGAAGUCUGUCCUGUUUCCGGCGCUAACCCCCUCAGUGAGACUGCACCGUCAGCAGUCCUGCCGCACUCCAUCCGCUUCCACGCAAAUGCCGUUCUUAGCUUUUCUUUAAGAAGCCAAACAAUUACAAGCAUAGGUAUUUUGAAGUACUGGACAUUCACGUCCCUGGGAUAGAUGUGUACAGCAAUAAGCAGGCUUUCAGAUCCAGUACUUGUUUGUGUACAGAUGUAAUUAUGCUCACUGUGUAGAAGUCACACAGUGAGCACAUGUGAUACGGAUGCUCACUCUAGUUAAUGCAGAUGUUCAUAGCUCAUUUCUUUUUUAUCAUGUUAAAUAAAUGUUGAUGUUCUUAAA